This is a messenger RNA of Ruditapes philippinarum (Manila clam), 1314 nucleotides long. Its product is annotated as BTB and MATH domain-containing protein 38-like. The transcript is spliced from 3 exons. Gene Ontology annotation, molecular function: protein binding. Bases 127 to 1017 code for a protein of 296 amino acids. The record is from RefSeq and is a predicted model, not a curated record. Lineage: Eukaryota; Metazoa; Mollusca; Bivalvia; Venerida; Veneridae.
GUCUGACCUAGCUGAAAACGAAACUAGAAUUUUCGGAAAAUCCAAAUUUAGUUUUAACAGACAGAAAUAAUACGGAUAAUAUCAGCUCAUACAGCCGAAUAUUCUGAUAUCGUAUUAGUUUCCAGAAUGUCACAAGAAAAGAAAAUAGGAAGCAGCAGUUCUGAAAAAGAAGAACUAAAGGAUAAACAGACGUUGAUCAACAAAGAAUUUUGUGAAGAAAAUGGAAUCGCAGACCUAACACUGAUUGUAGAGAAUCACAAAAUACCACUUUGUAAGUCGGUGCUAUGUAUAGCAUCCCCUGUGUUUCGUACCAUGCUAGAAGGUCACUUCCGGGAGAAAACGGAGACUGAGAUACCAUUGCCCGGGAAAAGAUAUGACGACUUUGUGGAGUUCCUGAGAUGUAUUUAUCCUGACAAGAUGCAGAAAGUAACCGAAAGAAACGUGUACAUGCUUCUUCCUUUGGCUCAUGAAUAUGACGUAAGAAAUAUGAUGAAACGUUGCCAAACCAUACUCGUGAAAACAGUAGAGAAAAUGCACAUAAGGGAUGUGAAGCAAUUGUACCGGCAUAUUCAUUUGUCUGAAAUGUAUAACCUAGAAGAACUAAAGGAAAGGUGCAUUUAUCUUGCUUCAGAGAAUACUCUUCAACAGUUCAAAGCAUCAAGAACAAUAUACCAAAUAUCAGAUGCGAGUCAUUACAAGAUUAUAGAACUAGCUCUGAGGAGACAUGAGCUGGAUAAAGCUGAUGAAAAGGACUUUUAUGUCAAAACAAACAUAUCACAUAUUUUUUCUAGAGAAGAAGUUAGUUUCAAUCUUCAUGGAAGUUUCUACAUGGAUUCUAAAAAUGAGACGGACUAUUUGAAAUCAUUACGAAUAGGUGAAAGAUACGGACUUGAAACGGGCGACAAGAUUAUCAGCUCAAUACUACGUCAAAAAGCUCGAGACAUAUAUUUUGACAACAUAGAAGAAUUUGACCUUCUUCCAGAAAAAAUUAAAUCUGCUUUACAAAAAAAAAAUUGAAUAAAUGUGUUAUAUAUAGACUAAAAAAUUGACACAUGAGUAACAUAGUUCGUUUGAUAUGUACUAAUUGUAUGAAAUAAUAUUUGUAAAACAUUUCAUCUACACAGGACAAGAAUAAAUUCAAUGUACGUUGUAUUCAACAUCUUACAACGUUUUGCUUUAAUUUAGCAUGCACAUUUGCAUCUUAGAAUUGUCAUGUCUUGAGCAUAUUCUUCAGUUUGAUUUGAGUGUUUUUUUACGUUUGUUAUUAAAGCUUGACGUCAACUAAAAAGCUUUUCCUCUUUUCAAUUAUUGUCA